AUGCUUGACAUCGACUGCAGCCAUCUGACCGUAGGCGUGGAUCACAAAGGCACUCGCAAAGGACAGCCAUACAAGGAGGAAGAACUGCUAGAACUGGAGUUCAGCGAUCGAAGCUUUACGCCGGAGGAGCUCGCAGAACUGGAUUCGGAUUGGGGAUCAUCUAGUGACCAUUUCAAGCAUAAUGAUUUCCAAGCUGUGAUUGACGCGCACGACUUCACAAUGAUCAACUUCUAUGCCGACUGGUGCAGUCACUGCAGAGACUUUGCUGCGACCUGGUUCGACUUCGAGAAAGCUGUCAAUGAGCAUAGGGUCGUUGCCAACGAUGCGGACGGCAAGCCAGCCGCUGUUCACCUCCUGCGACUGAACUGCGUCGACUUCCAGGACACCUGCCGGGAACAGAUGAUUCGUUUUUUCCCGGCGGUCCGCCUGUACCGAAGAAGUGCAAAGAAAGGUGAGUUCGAGGAGUAUAGUGGAGAGCGUAAUGCAGAUGGCAUGACCAGAUGGCUGCAAUCAAGCGUAGCCCAGCGGCACCUGCAUACCGGCGCGACGUAUCACAGCGUAUUCUCUGAGGGCUGUCGCGUUUCUGGUUCAGUCAAUGUAGCACGCGUGCCUGGGACGGUCCACUUUCAGGUGGGACAGUCAAAGGAGCGCGAUAUCAAUCCUGCCUUCACCAACGUCUCGCACACCGUUCACCACUUCAGCUUCGGAGAGGCCCCUCGAGGAUUGAAGGCUUCUCUACCGCGGCAAUACCGCUCGCACGUCAAUCCGCUGGACGGCCAGACUUUCCUGGUGGACAAGUUCCACAAGGCUCCCAGCCACUUCAUCAAGGUGGUACAUACCAGAUUCGAAGAUUCAGACCUGCGCAGCUACCAGCAGACGCACCAAUGGAGUGUACGAACUUUGCAACGAGGAACCACACCGCAGGCCAAAUUUUCCUUCGACUUGUCCCCGGUGGAGGUCGUUAUAGGCAAGUCCGACCGCAGGUGGUAUGAUUACAUCACUCAGAUCUUCGCGAUCACUGGUGGAGCCUUCACUGUGAUGUCGCUGGCAGCUGGCUUUCUCAAAGCUUCGAGCGUCCAUGUCAAGAGUAUGCUGGACAAGCUGAGCUAA
Messenger RNA from Symbiodinium pilosum, 1110 nucleotides. Lineage: Eukaryota; Dinophyceae; Suessiales; Symbiodiniaceae. The record is from the annotation of a GenBank genome assembly.